AUUUAGAUGUGUAUAAAACUGAGGAUUAAUUUGUCCUCAAUACACUGAAGGCAGUGACGAGUCGAGCCGUGAUUGGUCGAGCUCGCCUCGAACCCUCCCUUUAUAAUUUGACUGUAGUGAGUUCGGAGGUCUUAAACACACCUCGCCGGCAACCGCCACAGCUUGGACACACACAAGAGCACCCUGCACUUUCAAAUCCCUAUUUCAAGAGAAAACUGCAUGUGAAUUAAAGCGGUUUGAUGAACUACUGAACGCCGUGCCGGUUUGCAUCCGCGCUCCGUGCUUAUGGACUUUUAAUUGCAGCGCGCAACACGAGACCCGGGGUUCAACUUUCUUUUGGUCGCAAUUGAAAACAGAAGCUGAUGAUUUAACUGCCAGUCUUUGCGCAUGUGCUCCGCGCACAAAUAAAAGGUUUGGCAAUUUUUUCUUACAACCCCUUUUUUCCUUAAAUAGUUAACUUUCUUCUCUAAAAUUGGCUCCUGUACAAACAGCCGCGUUGGAUCCCUCGGGUUACUGCGAGACUCCGGUGUACAACCCGGAUCUCUGUCCAAAUAUGAUCGCUGCCCAGGCCAAACUGGUGUACCACCUAAAUAAAUACUACAACGAGAAAUGCCAGUCUCGGAAGGCGGCCAUCUCCAAAACCAUCAGGGAGGUGUGCAAGGUGGUUUCGGACGUCCUGAAAGAGGUGGAGGUCCAGGAACCCCGCUUCAUCAUCUUAAACGAAAUGGAUAACCGUUUCGAGGGGCUCGAGGUCAUCUCCCCUACCGAAUUUGAAGUGGUCCUUUAUCUGAACCAGAUGGGAGUCUUCAACUUCGUUGACGACGGUUCUCUGCCAGGCUGCGCCGUGCUUAAGCUGAGCGACGGCCGGAAGAGAAGCAUGUCUCUUUGGGUCGAGUUCAUCACGGCUUCGGGAUACCUGUCCGCGCGUAAAAUCCGCUCCAGGUUCCAGACGUUGGUGGCGCAGGCGGUGGAUAAGUGCAGCUAUAGGGACGUCGUUAAAAUGGUGGCAGAUACAAGCGAGGUUAAAUUGCGCAUCAGAGACAGAUAUGUGGUUCAGAUCACACCGGCUUUCAAAUGCACCGGCAUAUGGCCGCGCAGCGCUGCGCAUUGGCCCCUGCCGCACAUCCCGUGGCCUGGUCCAAACAGGGUGGCAGAAGUGAAAGCCGAGGGGUUCAAUCUGUUAUCCAAGGAGUGUUACUCGUUAAACGGGAAGCAGAGCUCGGCGGAAAGCGACGCCUGGGUGUUGCAGUUCGCCGAAGCGGAGAACCGACUGCUGCUGGGUGGAUGCAGGAAGAAAUGUCUUUCCCUGCUCAAGACGUUGCGCGACCGUCACCUUGAACUGCCGGGACAACCUCUCAAUAAUUACCACAUGAAAACUUUGGUAUCUUACGAGUGUGAAAAACAUCCACGGGAGUCGGACUGGGACGAAAACUGCCUCGGGGAUCGGCUGAACGGGAUUUUAUUGCAGCUAAUAUCUUGCCUGCAGUGCAGGCGAUGUCCCCAUUACUUUCUACCAAAUCUAGACCUUUUCCAAGGGAAGCCUCAUUCGGCUCUGGAAAACGCGGCUAAACAGACUUGGCGACUCGCGAGAGAAAUACUAACCAACCCUAAAAGCCUGGAGAAACUCUGAGGUAAAACAUCAUAACGACAUGUUUGUGAGGUGAAAUCAGAGACCAGACUGUUCAGAGAUCUGAGGCCUAAUCAGAAACUGCUCCACAAAAUGGUCACUGUUAUUAAAACCAGUACAGGUUUUUGUUGCAAAAUGUGCGGUCGUUACUAUGUGGAUUAUUACAAAAAAAAAAAUACAUUUUCGUUUGAAAUAGUUUCCUUAUUUUGUCAACUCAACGAGGGAGCAAACUGUAUCAACAAUCAAAAUAUAUGGUUACCUGUCAGUAUUAUUUUAUUUUCCUUUUUACGGGCCCUGCCUAACAACUUAUUUUACCUUUCAAAACAAAGCUACGAGAAGAGCCUUGACAGAAUAUAACUUGUACAUUUUAUACUGUAAAUAGCCACAUUUGUAGAUUGUGAAUCCGGUGGUCUGCAGUUGUGAAUGUUGUUCUGUGACACGUAAAUAGAAGUAUAAUUCACCUGUUUUAACAUUCGCCUGCAUUAUUUCUGACAGAGAAAAAAACAUUAAGACCUGCAUCAAUGAUAGCUCAUCUGUCUUCAAUGGCAAGUUUCAAAUUUCUAAAGUUUACAUUUUGAUGGUACUAUUUGUUACGUUCCUAAACAUUCCAUACGAAUACUUGAAUUUUUAUUUAAAAUAUAUUCGACCGUUUUUGUUUUAUCCUUGCUUACAUGAUAAAAGGCUGAAAUUGAAAAUAUAUAUAUGGGAAAAUAUACCUGAAAAUAAUGCACUUGAACUACACUGGAAUAUAACAUAUUGUGAUUUGA
Molecule: messenger RNA, 2394 nt
Organism: Misgurnus anguillicaudatus (oriental weatherfish)
Lineage: Eukaryota; Metazoa; Chordata; Actinopteri; Cypriniformes; Cobitidae
Gene: mab21l1
Product: mab-21-like 1
Source: RefSeq, a predicted model, not a curated record